UGUAUGUGUGGGGAUAUAUAUAUGUAUCAUAGGUAUACGUUGUGUGUGGGCAUGAAUACAUGUGAAAAUGUUCACACAGGUGAGUGUGCUAGUGUGUGUGUGGCUAUCAGAGGAUAACCUCUGGUGUCUGAUAACCACCCAGACAACGGUGUCUGUACUUGUCUCUUUGUUUGGAAAAGUGUCUCUUUUGUGGAUUCUCCUUUCGGCAUCUCCCAUCACCACAGAUGAGCUAGGAUUACAGAUAGUCCUGUGCCCAACUUUUGUUUGUUUUUUUCUUUCUUUCUUUUCUUUUCUUUUUUUUUCUUCGGAGCUGGGGACCGAACUCAGGGCCUUGCGCAUGCUAGGCAAGCGCUCUACCACUGAGCUAAAUCCCCACCCCCCCCUGUGCCCAACUUUUACAUAGCUUCUGGGUCUUCAUGUUGGCAUGGCUUUACCCAUUGAGCCAUCUCCCUGGGCCUGGCUUUGCUUUUUCUUUUUUUCUUUCUUUCUUUUUUUUUUUUUUUGGUUCUUUUUUUCCGGAGCUGGGGACCGAACCCAGGGCCUUGCGCUUCCUAGGCAAGCGCUCUACCACUGAGCUAAAUCCCCAACCCCUGGUUUUUCUUUUUAAGUGUUAUUAUAUCUAUUUGUAUCACGAACAAGUUCACUUAUCAGAGGGCACUCGGAGUGCCACAAAACACGUGGAGGUCAGCGGAGAACUUGGGGGAGUUGGUUCUCUUUCUACCACAUAAAGUUCAAACUCAAGUGGUUAGGGUAGGCGGCACAUGCGUGCCCUCACCCCCUGAACCACACUGACUCUGGUUCUGGUUUGUUAGAGCAUUUCUUCUAGCCCAGGAACUCCUGCUUUUCCUGCCCUCACCUUUCUGAAUGCUGGGAUUUCAGACACAUGCUACUGUUGGGAAAAGAAUGCUUGCGUUCUCUCUCUCUCUCUCUCUCUCUCUCUCUCUGUCUCUGUCUCUGUCUCUGUCUCUGUCUCUGUCUCUCUGUCUCUCUCAGCAUCCCAAAAAGAAACACACAAAGGGAAAGUAAUUCAGCAAGGCAAUUUCUUUUUUGCAAAAUGGGUCCACCACAACACAAACUGAGCGAGUGUGCACAUACAUCCAAAAUGGCUUCUGUUUUCAUUCUUGCUAUAGAUGGUAAAUUCGUUUCAUUUACCAUUGGUGAGAGCUGAAGUUUAUAAUCAGAUGGGAAUGGCUAGUCAGCACAAAGGGGAAGGGAGUUCCAGAAAUAUAAGCUAGAAAUAGAAAACAGUGUAUUUCAUACCACCAUGGUUCUUUUGGGUUUUGAAGGGUGAACUAGGUCCACAUAGAGGUUAGACUCUAUGAAGAAUAGAGAUGGAUUAGCCAAUCCUAGUGGUCCCAAAUAAACACUACAAGCUGGAAAGGAGGAAGGAGUGUUAAUGCAGCAUCUGAGAAGAGCUAACCCAGUGAGAAGGUGUUGGGAAUUUCUGGGAAGAAGCUCCACAUUGUAUCGCUGAGCUAUUAUCCGCGGGUCUUCUCAGAGACCUUUUAAAGACAAGACCUCGCUAAGUUGCCUCAGACGGACUUGAUUGAAAUCACUCUGUAGCCCAGAAAAGCAUUGAACUUGUGCAUUAGCCUAUGAAAUAAUUACAGUUCCGAGCAGCCAUCGAUUUGACUGACUCAAGGCUUUUAGAGCUAGAGAUUCAAAUUCAGGAAGAGAUGUGGAACCGUGCUUCUUCCUGUUCAACACCAUUGUUAUGGAUUCAUGCUUGAGACAUGUACUAUGUACAUGUACUGGGGAGGCAGAGGCAGACUGAACUCUAAGUUUGAGUUCCGCUUGGCCUACAGAGCGAGUUCUAGGACAGCCAGGACUAUACAGAGAAACCUUGUCUGGGGAGACAUCUGCUGUCUUAGUUUCUUUUUCUGUUGUUUGGUAAAAUAUCUUGACAAACACAGCUUAAAUGAAAAUGAUUUUAGUUCACAGUUGAAGGGUGUAUUCUAUUAGGGUGGUUAAGGCAAGGCAUCAGGAGCUUGAGACAAGUGGUCACAUGACAUCCACAACCAGGAAACAGAGGGUGAUAAACACAAGCUGUUGCUCAGCUUCCUUUCUCUAUAUAUGCAGUCCAGGGAAUGAUGCCGCCCACAGUGGACCAGUUGUUCUACGUCUACUAACAUAAGAUAAUCUCUUGAAUACUUGUCUAGAGGCCCAUCUCCUAAGUGAUUAUAAAUUCUGUCAAGUUGACAGUUAACUCUAGCUAUCACAGUGAGUGUCCUGUUGCCUUAACAGAACCCUUGAGACAGAGAAACUUAUAAAGAAAAAAGGCCUUUAGAUCACAGUUCUUGACAGAGUAGCUAUGUCAGCUUGACUUCGGAUAAGAAUCUUCUGUUGCUCCAUGCAUGCUGGGAAAUUCGACGGGAGUGCAGUGCAAAAAAGAGGAAGAUAAAAGGGGCCAGACUGCUUUCUUGAAAACUAAUUCACUCUUGUAGGAAACACAACAGUUAGUCACUUAUAAGGACAUGGGAGAGGCAGAGGGAGGAAGAGCUCUGUGAGUUUGAGACUAACCUGGUCUACACAUUAAGUUCCAGGAGAGGGGAAAAGAAAUAGAGAAGUAAUAAUAUAAUGGGCAGAAAUUAAUAGAUUUACAACAGGGCUAGUGAAAAAUAGCCCAGUGUAUGGAACAUCUAAACUAUGUAUAGUUCUAACUGACCUGCUCAUCUCUGUUUGCUUGUUUGGUUUGGUUUUUUAAAUUACUUAUUUAUUUUAUGUAUAUAGUACAUAGUAGCUGUCUUCAGACACACCAGAAGAGGGUGUCAGAUCUCAUUACAGAUGAUUGUGAGCCACCGUGUGGUUUCUGGGAUUUGAACUUAGGACCUCUGGAAGAGCAGUCAGUGCUCUUAACCACUGAGCCAUCUCUCCAGCCUGUUUGUUUUGUUUUGUUUUGUUUUUUGAGACAGAGUUUCUUUGUGUGAAGCUAUGGAUGUCCUGAAACUCACUAUGUAGCCCAGGUUGGCCUUGAACUCACAGUGAUAUGCCAGCUUCUGCCUCCUAAGUCCUCGGACGGACUGAAGACAAGUGCUAGCACUGUUGACAUUUUAUGUUUGUCCUGGGGGAGUUCAGUCACAGUGGGACUAGAAUUUUGAAAUCUUCUUUUUCUUUUCCUUUUUCCACACAGGGUCUAUGUAGCUCUGGCUGUCUUGGAACUCAUGUAGACCAGGCUAGCCUCCAACUUAAAGAGAUCCUCCUGCCUCUGCCUCCUGAGUUCUGGGAUUAAAGAUAUGCACCUUUAAUGGAGGCCAAAGAGGAUACCGGGUUCCCUGGAAAUGGAAUCACGGACAGUUUAGAGCCACAGUGUGACACUGUGGUUGAGGAUUGAACCCAGAUCCUCUGCAAGAACAGCCAGGGCUCUUAACCAAUGAGCCAUCUCUUCAGCCCCUUAAAGGAGAUUUUUUUUCAGGAAAAAAAAAUCACAGCAUACAUGGCCCUUAUUUUUGUGAAGGCUGAUGUUGUGUAGUGUCCCCCUCUCCUCCCAACUACAGCAAUGGAAGAACAAGAAGAGAACUUGGCUUCCUUCUGGGUGGAGACUUAAUUCACACGAUAGCAAGAAGCUAAUGAAUCAAAGGUGCGACUCGGGGGUGUCUCUUGGGCUCCCUGCCUUGGGGAAAGUGGUCAUGAGAAGAAUUUACUCAGCUGGAUGAAUUCCCAUGAAGGAUUGGGUGAGGAUUCCAAAAUUCCCCCUAAGAUAGGAACCCCAGCUAACAAUAUGCAGUUGUCCAAACACUGGAUGAGGCUGUCCUGGCUACCACCCCAACGCACACAAGUGUUUUAUAAGUUAGUUGUAGAGCACAGUAGCAAACGGUCACAGCUCUGUUUCAUGGCUUGGAAGACAGGGCAGAAAUGCAGUGGUUUUAGGUGAGAAGUCCAGCAGGGCAAGAUGGAAGAGGGAAGGGGUAUCAAGGUCAUGUUCAUGGCCAAUUUCCUGGCUCUAUUCUGGUGUGUGUUGGUAGGAUUGGAAAGUUCUUUGACUCAGUUGUUUGGCAUGUUCUGGUGAUAGACCAGAAAGCAAUGGUUAUAUGUCCUCGGGAAUCGCCAUGACAAUUGGGAGAUUUCUGAGGAGGCAUGGGAGGGUAGACAGGAGUGUGGCAUAGAUGGCCUGGUUGUGGCUGAUACCUCAGUCAGCCUGCAUUGCUUUCUGAAUUCUGCCUUUGAUCCUCAGCAGUUGUGAGUGCUUACCAUGGGCAAAGGCUGACAAGGGCGAACACUAGAGGAUGGUGAUUUACGGUAGCGGAUCCUGCAGACCAUGUCAGUGCCCUCACAGGGUUUGCCUUCACAUGGGCGAGAAAGGAACGAAACACAAACUAUUUCUAGGGUUCCCGUGCUUAACUAAAAACAAACAACAAAAACCUAAGAUGACCAUUUCGAUCUGAAUUACGAAUCAACAGUAAGUGAUUUCUCAGGAUCAGUAUGUUCAGUUUGAGACAAGGUCUCCUGUCGUUCUGCUGGCCUUAAAGGACUGUGCAGCCAAGGAUAACCUUGAACUCCUGGUCCUCCUGCCUUUACCUGCCUUCAUAGGGAUAGGCUACCACACUCAGGUUAUGUGGUGCUGGAAAUUGAACCAGGAGCUUUGGACAUGCUAAGCAAACACUGUACAAACUGAGUUACAUCCAGCUCUUGAGUGCUCGGAUAAAUGUAUAUAUGUCACCAAGCCCAGCCUCUUGUUCUGUCUGGCUUUGUUGUGCAAUGCUUGGCCCCUGAACCUCUUCUCAUUCUCAACCCACAUUUAAUAUAUAAAUGUUGGUUGCUUAGGGGAUAUUCGAUGAAGGACAGUUGGGCGAAAAGUGUAUGACUGUUAAGGAGUCACUAUGAAAACUCAAGGAGAUUUCUGGAUAUAGUGGCCUUUAGUCCUAGCACUCAGGAGGCGGAAGUAGGCAGAUCUCUGUGAGUUCAAGGCUAGCCUGACCUACUGACCGGGGCUCAAACAAAAACAAACAAAACUCAGAUGGGGAAAAUGGUUUAAGACACAUUGACUAGAGGCUAGGUGUGGUGACACCUUUAAUCCCAGCAUUUGGGAGGCAGGCAGAGGGAGGUGGUAUCUCUGAGUUCAAGGCUAGCCUGGUCUACAGCAUGAGUUCCAGGACUACACAGAGAAACCCUGUCUUGAAAAACAAACCAACAAACCCGACAUUGACUUGGUGGGGAACAGGGCAAAGGCGUUAAAGAAGCUCCAAGAAGGAGUGUGCUGUCCCCUUGAGUGUAGAGGGCGUUGGAAGAGAUGGGAAGAACAGUGUGUGGAUGACCUUGAUGAUGGGUGGUGAUGGACCUCCUGCCUGGGGUGGGGGAGGAGGGGCUGGGGGGGUGGGCACACAUGUUCCUUGGUACCUUAACAGUUCAGAAUUAGAACAGAGUUCAGAUCUAAAUAUUCAGAUUUGGGAGUCAUCUGAUUGAAUCCGAAGCCAAGAGCAAAGGCGUUCCUUUAAGAAGUACAGAUUUAGGAAUGAAGAGAGCCAAAGAUAGAACCUUGAGCAAGAUUUGUAGUUCCGAGAGGAAUGCAGGAAAGGAGCCAAGCCCGGGCAGGAAUAACUUCCCGGAGGGAGGGAAUAUGCCAUAGAGGCUGUGAAAGAGGAGAUGUGAGGGGGCUUCUUCGGGCAUGCAGUAUCUCCCAGAUAACAGAGUUAUGCCAUUUUAUCAAGGAAGGAGGCUACCGACAGCCAGCAGGUUACCUCAGGGGCCAUGGGUCUGGGCUGUAUUCCUUUUUAUUAAAAUUUUAAAAAAGGUUUUAAUCAUGUGUAGAUGUGUGUAUGCCUGUGUGAGUUUGUUCACAUGAGUGUGGAGGCCAUGGAGGCAGGAAGGACGGUGUUGGAUCUCCUAGAGCUGGAGUUGCAGGUGGUGAUAGGUGCUUAAAAGGAGACGCAGUACACGCUCUUGACCUCCGAGCAGUCUCAUCAGCACCGUGUUCCUCUGAACUUAAUUUCUAUGUAGAACAUAGGCACAGGAAGGGCAAGUUUAUAAGGGUAGACAGGUGGGCAGCAACAGCCAGGGCUUUAUGAGUAUUUCCUCUGCCAAUCUUCCCAGGAUUCUACCUGGUACGGGAUAGGAGUAUUUAAGGUAGGGUGGUGAGGACGCCCUAUGCAGGUUCUUUUUCCAAUAGGUUGUAGUUGAGUCCAGUAUAGGGCAAGCAUACUCAGAGGUGAGAAGCUGGGCUUGAGGCCUCAUGUCUGUAAUCCCAACACUUGGGAGGCCGAGGCAGAAGGAGCGGUAUGAAUUCAAGGACUCUGUUUCAUAAAACAAAAAUAAACAGCUGGGGGAGUGUAGCUCACGCAGUAGGCAGAAUACUUUCCUAGCAUGCACGAUACCCAGGGUUUGAUCCAAGUGCUGUACAAAACCAGGUGUGGUGAGCAACCACACCUAUGAUCUAGCACUCUGGGGGAGGGGCAGAGGUAGUAACUCUACGACAUAAUGCGUGCCAGGCCAGACUGGCCUACUUGAGACUCUUUCUUAAGAAAGGAGAAGAGGAGGAAGAAGAAGAAAGGGAAGGAGGCGGAAGAGGAAGAGGGCGGAAGAGGAUAACCUGGAAGUCCUUCACACACAGUGAAACCUAGGCUCUUCCGCUGUUCAGAGGCUGUUUGAAUGGCUUGUCAGUUACUUUUCCUGGUGCUGGGAUGGACUGGUUGAUAAAAAGCAGCUAAAGAAAACGAAUGACUCUCAGCUGGCUGUCUUCUCACUUUGUCCCACCCUCGGCCCACAAAAUGCCAUGCUCACACUUAGUGAGUCCUCUUUAGAGACACCCUCACAGAUCUAUCAACCAAGACACACACGUGUCUUACCAGUUCCACACCACCCCCACCCCCACUCUGCCCCUGUUUCUAUCCUUUUUGGGGAGCAAGGGCAGAGCUUUAUGAAGUCCAGGCUGGCUUCAAACUCACUGUAUAGCUGGGGAUUCCACCACCUGCUUCUUCCUCCCAAAUGCAGGGAUUACAGACGGCCGCCCUUCCUAGUGAGUCUAAGUGAAUCUAAGUCAAAUUAACAAUGAAGAUUAACCAUCAGAUGAGGCUGCGAUCGGUCGUCUGGGCAUUGUAGGAGAGAAGUUAAAGGUUGGGUUUAUUAGGGUAAGUUGACCCAUCUUAACUGUGUGUGGUGCCGUUGCAAGGGGUCGGUCCUGGGGGCAUAAAAAAGAGAAAGUGAGCGGAGUACCAGCUACUCUCUGCCUCCUGCCUCAGGUUCUGCUGCUGUGCUUUCUCCACCAUGACAGACUGUGCACUCACACUAAGCCAAGAUACCCCCAACCCCAACACCUUUGCUGUAGAAAAGAGAUUUUAGAGCCUCACUGGAAGUGCCGUGAUCCUUAGAUAUAACUGCAAUCUGAUGACACCUUGGUGGUAAGACUGCACACAGGGUUGAGACUUGUCUUUUACUGAAUGUAAACAGUGUUUCUUGUGAGAGGCCUAGAGAACUGCAGGUUUACCGUUAGGAGAGGAGAAAAUGGUUUUACACAUGGUUUAUCACUGUGUUAACAGAACAGGCCCUCACUGGCUCACCUAUAAUUCACUCUGUAGAACAGAGUAACUUCAGACUCAGAGAUCUGCCUGCCCUCGUCUCCUGAGUGAUGGGAUGAAGGGUGUGGGCUACUUCUCCUGGCCCUUAUGUGUUUUUGAGAUAAAGUUUCUUCUUGCACCUGACAAGCCUAUCAUUUGGCUGGACUGACUGACCACAGAGCCUGAGACCCCCCUGUACCCCAUUCCAGCUGCCUUGAGGGUACAGAUGUAGGCCCACAGAACCCAGCUUUUCUCUGCGCGUUGGAAACCAAGUCUGGUCCCUCUUGUUUGUGUGGCCGAUGAGUACAGACUGAGCUGUUUCCCCUACUCCUUAUUACUACGAUUUCUAAUGUCACCCCAGCUCACAGUUGGACACCGCAGUGGGGGGAGCACCCCAAAACAAAAACAAAACGGUCCAGAAAUAGCCAAUGUUUCCUUAGAGGAAUAUAGUUCUUGGUCUUCUGUCUAAGAAGGACCUCAAAAUAGACUUCAAAUAUUUAUCUAAAGUUUAGCAGAAAAUUCCAAAUUAUUUGAUCAUCUUUCAUCUUUAAAAUGCUUUCAGAGAAGGAGGAUGAAAACAAGACAACCUCUGUAGGUGUUAAUCUCAUGCUGCAGACGACUGCUGUAAAAUGUCAAGCUAAUUGUGAUUGUGUGGAGUUACUGGGAGUGGGUGUAUAUGUGGAGGGACCCAAUGUGACACAUAAAGUCAUCAUCUCUGUCCUUAAUCAGUUCUUGUCUCAUGAUGGCAGAGUCAUACAAAAUGUAUAUAUCAUGUAAAAAAGGCAAUCUAGUGGGUCUGGAGAGAUGGUUCAUCAGUUAAAAGCACUGGCUGUUCUUCCAGAGGACCCAGGAUUGAUAUUUAGCACUCACACGCUUCUUUUUUUUUUUUUUUUCAGAGCUGGGGACCGAACCCAGGGCCUUGCGCUUGCUAGGCAAGCGCUCUACCACUGAGCUAAAUCCCCAACCCGCACUCACACGCUUCUUAUAACCAUCUAUAACUCCAGUUUCAGGGGAUCUAACACCCGCUUUGGGCCUCCAGAGGCGCCAGACCCAUACAUGGUGCACAGACGUAACACAGACAAAACACACACAAAAUAAAAUUAAAGAAAAAAGAAAAGCAACUUAGAAGUGAGUGCACGUUAGGGACACUCCUGAGACAUACAUUUAGACCUAAGGAUACACAAGUAUUAUUUAGACAAAUGUGUUUGGAGAGGGCCAGAGACUCUUCCAGAAAGAGGAAAGGAUAUGUUUAGACUUGACAGCAAAUAGACUUACGUAGGUUACAUGAAAAAAACAAACACAAAAACAUUCACCAAGCCAGGCUCUUACAGCUUAGAGGAUGAGGAAAUGGAGACCCCAUAAAUGGGUUGAAUGAUAGAAGCCCUUCUAAGCCACGUUUAAAAUGUCUAGAAGACUGAGGAUAAGCAAAGGUCUGAGCAGAGGGAUGACAGGAUGGGGUCUUUAGGAGUCCUGGAGUAUCAAGUGGAGGGUGGUGUGGAAGCUGGCCAGAUUGGGGAAGACUUGGUAGUGGCCAUCUCUAAACUGAUCUGAGCCUAGAGGUUAAGGGGAGGACAUGGACCCGGAAGGUAGGCUUGAGAUCAGCUGGGUAAGUUAGGGGUGGGGUUUCUUACAGCAUUUGGUGAUGGUAUAGAUAAGUUCAAACAUUGAGCACUUUGAGUGAGAGCCGCUUCUCCGGAUGUACGCUGUGAGGGCCUCGAGCUACGUUUCGUGGAAAUAAAGAACCAAACAACCUCUCGAUCCCACUUGUGGGGCGGUGUUCAAGGCAGAAUUGGACAGUUCACCCCCAGUGUUGUCCACGGGGAAGGGCCUCAGUGGACAGUGCUCUGGAAGGAGAUGGCGCUUGGAAAGGAGUUAACUGGAGACAGAGAGCCAAGUCUUUAGCCUCUGUCAGACACACUUGGUCUCUGCUGGGAAUGCGUUAUACCCUCGGGCCAGGCAAUUCCUAAGGACUGUCAUUAAACAGAGACAGAGGCAAUUUGCAGCGAGGGACUCAGCAGUGAAUGACCAGAAGUGAGAAUUCCCAGAAUUCCCAGAAGUCUGCUAGAGAUGGCUCAGGGGCUAAACGUGCUUGCUGUGUCAGCUGUGUAGCCUAGUCGGAACCCUAGAGCCUACGUAAAAAAACUGGGCAUCGUGGUGUGUGUGUGUGUGUGUGUGUGUGUGUGUGUGUGUGUGUGUGUGUAAUGCCAGCACUCCUAGAGGGUGAUGGGAGGCUCUGACAGAGGAAUGGCCUAGAAGCUUUGAGAGCCAGCUAGCCUGGGGUACACACUACUGCAGCAGAAGUGAGAGACCCUGGCUCAGAAAGGUAGGUAGAAGGGGGAGAAACACACUCCUGAAGGUUGUCCUUUGACCUCUACACAUGUGCCAUGCGCACUCAUGCCUCCUCCUCCUCACACUUUCUCAGUAGCUAAAGGGUAGAGGCGUACACUCUGAAGAGAGCAACAAAGCCCUUCAGCAUCCGGCUAUUGGCAAAAUUGGUUUUAACUGGGGACACAUUUGCUUCUAGCUGCCUGAGUAUUUAUUUACUCAGUUCAUGUCAGCUCAUGUCAUGAGAUGUGCAGACACUGUGAUCUCUGCAGAUGUUGUGGAUGGAAGGAGUGGGCAGGAUGGUUAAAAUGAAGAUACAAUGUGGUACCAAAGGAUGGUCCUCACUGCAGGACGCUCACCCAUAGAUUCCCUCCAGACCGGAGAGAACAAAGACUCCAAGGCUUGAGCCCUGGGAAGCCUGGCAAAGGCUUUUUACUGUGGCGGUGGUAGAGAGUGUGUGUGUGUGUGUGUGUGUGUGUGUGUGUGUGAUAUCAGAUUUCUGCUCUUUUCUUAGAUUCUUUUCCAGCUUUUUCUCUCUCUCCUCCUAGACUCAAUAGCUGGCAACAAUAUGGGUUCUUGUUAAGGGAGUCAAAUGCAAAGGGCCAGAGAAACGUUUACAGUUCUCAACAGAGCUUUCUGUCACUGUUUCUUGUUAAGGGAGUCAAAUGCAAAGGGCCAGAGAAACGUUUACAGUUCUCAACAGAGCUUUCUGUCACCGUUUCUGAAGAGAAUUCUUAACUUUCUCUCAAACCCCAUAUGUCUGGCUCUCUGAUUCUUCAAGGUCCAGCUCCUAGACGUCUCCGUCCCCUUUGUCAUCCCUUGAGUAAGGCCAGCGUCCUAUUAUUUAUUUACCAGACAGGCAGAGUUAAGAAUUAAUGGAGUUGGGGCUGGGGAUUUAGCUCAGUGGUAGAGCGCUUACCUAGGAAGCGCAAGGCCCUGGGUUCGGUCCCCAGCUCCGAAAAAAAAGAACCAAAAAAAAAAAAAAAAAAAAAAAGAAUUAAUGGAGUCACUCCUCAGGGCUAGGAAGCCAUUUAAACUCCUAGGAGCUCUCUAGGCACUGCCCAUUGGGCACCCUCUUUCACCCUGCCCCUCUUUCGGGUCCUCUAGUAAAAAAAAAAAAAAAAAAAAAAAAAAAAAAAAAGGCCUUUGCAGGGUCUGAACUGAAGCUCUGGAAAGGGAAGGUGUUCCCAGGGAAAGUCUGAGAUCUGUUUGUCAGUGCAGUUCUGGCUGGUAAUGAAACACUGGUAAUAACUUCAUUUCGGGGUGUGUUUUUGAAAAUAUAUAUAAAAAGAAAAUCCCCAUUUUAUCACGUUUGCUGUUCUUAAAAGGAAAGGAUUUCCAUCCUUCUCAUGUGACCACCUCUGCUACGAAUCUUUAAAUUACUAUUCUAGGGUCAAAUAUUGUAACAAUUCCUUAUAAAAACAUGCUAACAAAUGUUACACGUUAAAGUUUGUACAAACUAUACAAACCUAGGCCUAUCUUGGUUUUGAGCUUUUUUUAAAAAAAAAAGUGCAGCUCGGAACCUUCAGCUGCAAUUGAGGAGUUUGUCUGCAAGGCCUUUGAUUGUGAGAUAAAGAAAGGGCUUUUCUCCACGCCCUUCUCCCUGCAGGAACACACCUUUUGUGUGCUCUGCCUAACAAAGGAAUUUCCCAAUUUCUGAGUGGAAGGAGGGAAAGUAGAGUGACUACAGGUUUUUACAGAUCUGGCUUCCAACCACAAAAGAUUAAAUAAAAACAAGAAAGCAAAACAAAACAAAAAAACUGGGGACAGUGUACCUGGGGACUCUCAGAAACACUGGAGGAAACACCAAGACAUUUGGUGUUGAGCAACUGAAAACAGCAGUAACAAAAUCCCAAAGGGACUGGGAUUCCUUUAGUUUCUGUUUGGCAUGGGAAGGGUAUGUUUUCUUUGUCUCGCUCUUAUCUACUGGACUCAGAUAAUAGGUUUACUUCAUUCUUGCAGUCACAUGACUAUUUUAUUGUUGCUCCGAGCAGAAUGGUAUACAAGUUAGCCUUAUACAGUUUAUUGGAAUCCACCUUUUUGUACCGCUUGUUUUGGUAAAGGGGUCGUGCUCCCAACCCCCAACUGUGGAAUUCAAUGAUUUUGCAAAAUGGGUUCAAAUGGGUGCUUUGUUUUUAACUAUCGGUUUAUCUGGCUGAGAGGUUUCUCUGAAACCCUCAUUGUAAAAAAGAGAAAGGAGAGAGUUUGCUAGAAAUUGUUACCUUUUACUCUUUUGGCUGUUUGUAGUUUAAAAGCAGAUGCAAUGUUAGCUCCUGUCUUUUGUGCCAAAUGAUGAGUGUGGGCUGUGAAACCAAAUCCCCCCCCCCCCCCCCCCCCCCCCCCCCCCCGCCAAGGCUUGACCACAACACUAGGCUUUGACAGAGCCUGGUUCACAAAGCCUUUGGCUUUACAAAUCCACGGGGCAUUUGCACAGCUGGAUUCCUAGGACAAGCGAGUUGGACUUCGGUUUAGGGGGUACAACUCUUGUAACAAUUUAAAUACCGCUUCCCGAAGCUUUCAGAGGUUUGGUGGGGGUGGGGGAGGGGCAAGAGAGCAGUUUAAACAUUUAAGAUUUCAAACCAACUCACGACCUUCCUAUGGUCUCUGCAUGACCAAAUUCCAUAUACCGCAACAGGGAGUUAGCCUAUCAGGACCUCAGAUUAGCAGGUCCUGCCUGUAUUCUCUUCAGUGCACAUAAUUUUUUUUUUUACAUGCAUAUUAACAUUGGCCUACCUUCAGAUGAAGGAAAAGGCUUCCUUUCACAUGAAAUCAAGCCCAAGUAAGGUUGAAACUCAACACACGGUGUGUUGGGUGGCAUUGUUCUCUGGCUCCAAGAAGAUGAGAGUUUCAGUUUCAUCAUUCUGUAACACUGACAGACUGUGAUUGGCAGAAUCAGCAGACUGACUAGGUCUUCCUAACCCUGUGCAGGUUGGCGUUGGGACUUUGGCGCAUCGUGGUAUAAUCGCAGGUUGAAAUGAAAGAACUCUCUCUCUCUCGUGUGAGGCAGUUUAAGUCGUUUGCAUGAAAAGAAUCGUAAAGAGCAAAAGAUCUUUUUGCGUUGUAUAUCCUACGGUGCCCUAUCGCAGACAACAAUGGCUUCCUUCACGGAAGUUAAUGCAAGAGAACACUGAGAUUUAACAGGAAAACGUCUCUGUACUUUCUGCAGACAUUCACCAGUCUGAUCUAAAAUAAAACACACGAACACUUCUGCUGGGAUUCUUCACUGCUACUCCAGUGGUUGUAUUGUCUUCCGAGCACAAGCAAAGAGGAGGGAGGGAGCCUUUUUAGGAGGUAAUGGUGGAAGGUUUUUUUUCAUACCCUCCAUUUUGUCCUACUUCCCGUCAGCACAAUUAGCUCGACAUGGUGGUUUCUCUUGUUCUUAAAACAACAGCAGCAAAACCCAACCCCCUUCAGUAGUUUGCUCGACUGUGCACAAUAUGGGUACUAGGACAUAGGGCUGGAAAACAGCACCCUUCAUCUGGCACAGAAAGGCGGUGUCUCCCUCUCAGAUAGGUUCCGAUUAUCUCCCUUCUUGGCCUUUGGCUGGGUUUCUGUAUGUAUCUUUUUGCCUGUGUUCUCUUAGCCAUGACCACCUGCUGUAUGUACAACGUGUGCCUGUUACAUUUGUGCACUAUCUCCCUUAUAGAACGUAAAGACCCAGCUAUUACAUCGUGUUUACUCAAUAUCAUUCCCCCAGUUUAAAAAAAAAAAAAACAACACCCUACAUGAACCGAACACGCCAUGCUUCAAUCUGGCCCUAGUGGCUUUUUCUCUGAAAGCAAAACGUGUGUCUUUUACACCAGGGCUUUCUCCCCACCCCAGGGGUGUCUUCCAUUCUUUUGUGGCUCAGUUUAAGGCGAAAAGGGCUCCAAACCACUAACUAACAGAAGGGAGCCCUUUCUUCCACCUCCUGGGAGAAUCUCAGAUUGAAUUUAUCUGAUGAUAGCGUGCUCUCUUCUUACUUAUUGCCACCAUUACGAGGAGGACAGCACAACCACCACCUUGGCUUCAAGAUCCUGGGUAGAGAGGCUCACGGGCAUUUUUUUCAACCAUCUUUGGCGAGGCCUUGCUUUCUUCCACUCCAAACAUCUGAUCAAAUUCAUGACCAUGGGGGAUAUGAAGACCCCAGACUUUGAUGACCUCUUGGCAGCGUUUGACAUACCAGAUAUGGUUGAUCCUAAAGCAGCCAUUGAGUCUGGGCACGAUGACCACGAAAGCCACAUUAAGCAGAAUGCUCACGUGGAUGACGACUCUCACACACCAUCAUCCUCAGAUGUUGGCGUUAGUGUGAUUGUGAAGAAUGUUCGCAACAUCGACUCCUCUGAGGGAGUGGAAAAAGAUGGCCACAAUCCCACAGGCAAUGGCUUGCAUAACGGGUUUCUCACGGCCUCCUCUCUUGACAGCUAUGGUAAGGAUGGAGCCAAGUCCUUAAAAGGAGACACACCUGCCUCAGAGGUGACUCUUAAAGACCCAGCGUUCAGCCAGUUCAGCCCCAUCUCCAGCGCCGAGGAGUUUGAGGAUGAUGAGAAAAUAGAGGUGGAUGACCCACCUGAUAAGGAGGAGACGAGGGCCAAUUUCAGAUCAAAUGUGCUGACGGGCUCCGCUCCCCAGCAGGACUUCGACAAACUGAAGGCACUUGGAGGGGAAAACACAAGCAAGACUGGAGUCUCUGCAUCAGGUCAUGCAGAUAAAAACAAAGUCAAGAGAGAAGCAGAAAGCAAUUCCAUAACCCUGAGUGUCUAUGAGCCGUUUAAGGUCAGAAAAGCAGAGGAUAAGUUGAAGGAGAACUCUGAGAAGAUGCUUGAAAGCAGGGUCCUGGAUGGGAAGCCGAGCUCCGAGAAGAACGACCCUGCCAUUGCUGCUGCCACAUCUUCCAAAACAAAGUCGUCCUCCAAGCUCUCGUCGUGCAUAGCCGCCAUUGCGGCUCUGAGUGCGAAAAAGGCUGCAUCUGACUCCUGCAAAGAGCCUGUGGCCAAUUCCAGGGAAGCAUCUCCACUACCAAAAGAAGUGAAUGACAGUCCCAAAGCCGCUGACAAGUCUCCGGAAUCCCAGAAUCUCAUCGAUGGCACCAAGAAGGCCUCUCUGAAGCCGUCAGAUAGUCCCAGGAGCGUAUCCAGUGAGAACAGCAGCAAAGGGUCCCCAUCCUCUCCUGUGGGGUCUACCCCAGCUAUCCCCAAAGUCCGCAUCAAGACCAUCAAGACAUCAUCUGGGGAGAUCAAGAGGACAGUGACCAGAGUACUGCCAGAAGUGGAUCUGGACUCUGGGAAGAAGCCUUCUGAGCAGGCAGCGUCCGUGAUGGCGUCUGUGACGUCACUUCUGUCAUCUUCAGCAUCAGCUGCGGUCCUCUCCUCACCCCCCAGGGCACCUCUGCCGACAGCCAUGGUUACCAGUGCGGUUUCCUCUGCAGAGCUGACUCCCAAACAGGUAACCAUCAAGCCCGUGGCUACAGCUUUUCUUCCUGUGUCUGCCGUCAAGACAGCAGGGUCUCAAGUCAUCAACCUGAAGCUGGCUAACAACACAACGGUGAAAGCCACGGUCAUCUCGGCUGCCUCUGUUCAGAGCGCCAGCAGUGCCAUCAUCAAAGCUGCCAAUGCCAUCCAGCAGCAAACCGUUGUGGUGCCGGCCUCCAGUCUGGCCAAUGCCAAACUCGUGCCAAAGACUGUGCACCUUGCCAACCUUAACCUCCUGCCUCAGGGUGCCCAGGCCACCUCUGAACUCCGCCAAGUGCUCACCAAACCUCAGCAGCAAAUAAAGCAGGCAAUACUCAAUGCCGCGGCCGCGCAGCCACCCAAGAAGGUGUCCCGGGUCCAGGUGGUGUCCUCCUUGCAGAGUUCUGUGGUGGAAGCUUUCAACAAGGUGCUGAGCAGCGUCAACCCAGUCCCUGUUUACAUCCCGAACCUCAGUCCUCCCGCCAGUGCCGGGAUCACGUUACCGAUGCGCGGGUACAAGUGCUUGGAGUGCGGGGACUCCUUCGCCCUGGAAAAGAGCCUGAGCCAGCACUACGACAGGCGCAGCGUGCGCAUCGAAGUGACGUGCAACCACUGUACGAAGAACCUUGUUUUUUACAACAAGUGCAGCCUCCUUUCCCACGCCCGAGGGCAUAAGGAGAAAGGCGUGGUGAUGCAGUGCUCCCACUUAAUCCUAAAACCAGUCCCAGCAGACCAGAUGAUAGUGUCUCCGUCCAGCAAUACUGCUGCUUCCACUCUGCCGAGCUCGGUGGGAGCUGCCACACACACUGUCGCCAAAGUACAGCCUGGCCUAACCGGGGCGGUUAUCUCAGCUCCUCCAAGCACACCCAUCAGCCCAGCCAUGCCCCUAGACGAAGACCCCUCCAAGCUCUGUAGACACAGUCUCAAGUGUUUGGAGUGCAAUGAAGUCUUCCAGGAUGAGACGUCCCUGGCCACACAUUUCCAGCAUGCCGCAGACACAUGUGGACAAAAGACUUGCACUGUCUGCCAGAUGCUGCUUCCUAACCAGUGCAGCUAUGCCUCACACCAGAGAAUCCAUCAGCACAAAUCUCCCUACACCUGCCCCGAGUGCGGGGCCAUCUGCAGGUCGGUGCACUUCCAGAGCCACGUCACCAAGAACUGCCUGCACUACACACGGAGAGUUGGCUUUCGAUGUGUACAUUGCAAUGUUGUGUACUCUGAUGUGGCCGCACUGAAGUCUCACAUUCAAGGCUCUCACUGUGAAGUCUUCUACAAGUGCCCUAUCUGUCCAAUGGCGUUUAAGUCUGCCCCAAGUACACAUUCCCACGCCUACACGCAGCAUCCUGGCGUCAAGAUAGGAGAACCAAAAAUAAUCUAUAAGUGUUCCAUGUGCGACACUGUGUUCACCCUGCAAACCUUGCUGUAUCGCCACUUUGACCAGCACAUUGACAACCAGAAGGUGUCUGUUUUCAAGUGUCCAGACUGUUCUCUUUUAUAUGCCCAGAAGCAACUUAUGAUGGACCAUAUCAAGUCUAUGCAUGGAACAUUGAAAAGUAUUGAAGGGCCUCCAAACUUGGGUAUAAACUUGCCUUUGAGCAGUAAGCCUGCAACUCAGAAUUCAGCAAACCACAGCAGAGAGGAUGCCAAGUCCAUGAAUGGGAAAGAGAAAUUGGAAAAGAAGUCUCCAUCUCCUGCAAAGAAAUCCACAGAAUCUAAGAAGAUGGCCAGUCUCGGGUGGACGUGUUGGGAGUGUGACCGUCUGUUCACACAGAGGGAUGUGUAUCUGUCUCACAUGAGGAAGGAGCAUGGGAAGCAAAUGAAGAAGCACCCCUGCCGCCAGUGUGACAAGUCUUUCAGCUCCUCCCACAGCCUGUGCCGCCACAAUCGCAUCAAGCACAAAGGCAUCAGGAAGGUUUACGCCUGCUCGCACUGCCCAGACUCCCGUCGGACCUUCACCAAGCGGCUGAUGCUGGAGAAGCACAUACAGCUGAUGCACGGGAUCAAAGACCCUGACGUAAAGGAGCUGAGUGACGAGGUUACCAACGAGGAGGAAGUGGAGAUAAAGGAGGACGCCAAGGUUCCCAGUCCUAAGCGGAAGUUGGAGGAGCCAGUUUUAGAGUUCAGGCCUCCCCGAGGAGCCAUCACUCAGCCACUGAAGAAACUGAAAAUCAAUGUCUUUAAGGUCCACAAGUGCGCCGUGUGUGGCUUCACCACUGAGAACCUGCUGCAGUUCCACGAACACAUCCCCCAGCACAAGUCGGACGGCUCCUCCUACCAGUGCCGGGAGUGCGGCCUGUGCUACACGUCCCACGUCUCCCUGUCCAGGCACCUCUUCAUCGUGCACAAGCUGAAGGAGCCUCAGCCUGUGUCCAAGCAGAACGGGGCUGGGGAAGACAGCCAGCAGGAGAACAAGCCCAGCCCGGAGGAUGAGGCCGCCGAGGGGGCAGUGUCAGACAGGAAGUGCAAAGUGUGCGCCAAAACUUUCGAAACGGAAGCUGCCUUAAACACACACAUGAGGACACACGGCAUGGCCUUCAUCAAGUCCAAAAGAAUGAGUUCAGCUGAAAAAUAGCCACAGAACUUCCAUAAGAACAAUCCCUGUCCACAUAGGAAUUGAACGUUUUUGUUACCAAAAGUUUGCAGUAUAACAGAGUUACCAGUUCUGUCUAGGCUGUGGCAAUAGACUCUUUGUCCUGCCCUCUCACCUCAGAUGUAUCCCUUCCCAUAAGUGUUAAGGCAGUAUUUGAGUUUUAAAGAGUUUGUAUAUAUUUAAAUAACAUUUUAUACUCUUUGUUACAUGUUUGUAUCAGUAUUUGGUGGAAAAUGUUUUGAGGGUUUUUUUUGUGUGUGUAUGUUAGGAUUCUCUUUUUUUGUACUGUUUCUUUAAAACAGAGUUCUUAGGGGAAGUUCCUGAAUUCAAACCAACCAUUUUGUAUGUUGAGAAUUUGAAUGAGUUCAGUAAUUACAGGCUAUCAUGCCUUUUUUAGUGUUUUUAAUUUUUAGAACUCGCCACAUAAAUUAUAGGUGAUUGUGGGUCACACAACACUAGCAACUUUUAAGUGUCUUAGCACCACACUCAGCGUGCCUGCUCCUAGCAACCGAGGGCUCCAAGGACAGCAUCACCCAGUUAAGGGCGUGGCCUGAGCCAUCCCAGACAGUGUGGGAAGCAGCCUUACAGGUCCCUCCUUUGCCAUAGUAGGUAAAAGAGGCCAGGAAUCCAGUAGGGAGUGCGGUCGUCCUUAAUCCCAACUGGAAGAAUGAGGAAGAAGGGAUCCAUAAAGGGGAGACAGUGGAGCUGGGUGAAUUCGCAAGGUGACUUACAGGGCACAAGGAGACAGGCUAGGGAAAGGCCAGCCUGUGGUCAAAGUUGAAAGUCAUAGUUAGACCUGUCGCUCUCUCUGUCAGGUUUUGUCAUGGAACUCACCAACCUUUCUAGAGACACACACUACAAGAGUACCAAGUAUUUCUCUGGCUCUUGAUAGGAACAGAAAGGCACGGUUGACUUAACCCUUUGCUGUCUACACAGUUGGUAUUUCCUGUUCCGGGUGCUACUGCCAAAUGUUCGGGUACUUAGUGUCGGGAUGCACAGCCUCACCACCGACCUAGCACUGCAGCAGCCUGUACUCUGCAACUGGCCUGAGGAGCCACCAGGCUUCUAGAGUCGUUUCAGCACCCUCUCAAGGCCGCCUGACUGGAGCACCGCUGAGGUGCUCUUCGUCACAUCCCUGCCUAGUUCUCUGAGAAAACUAUAUAUUUUGGUUAUUGUUUUGUGUUUUUCGUUGCAUUUUGUAUCUUGUAUUUAUCUCCCGAUAUGUUUUGUACUUUUGUUUUCCUAAACGAGGAAAUUCAUUUGUGUACAUAAAUACUUGCAUGCUAAACUGUAGUCCACGUUCAGUUCCCUGAAAGGUCUUGCUGCUGUUGGUGCGCACCCUACACCAUCGUGACUGUAUUCAGCCCAUUUCACAUGUAAAUAAAACGAGGAACAUCUGGCCCUUGAGCUUCUUCAAGAGAGUCAUUGGUGGGUCUCUGACAUCAUACAGUUCGGGGAGUGACUCUUUUGGGGACAGGCUGCAGAAUACUGCAGAAUUCUUUCCACUCUGAAGAAUGGCUUCUCGUUCUCAUCGGCGACCAGCUCACUACCCUGCCGCUUUCUGUCGACUGUGUCGACACAAUCCAAGGGUGCGAGAUGUUCCUCAGCUUGAAAUGUAAUUGCUGUUACGUGUUACAUCCGCACCGCUCCCGCCCCCACUCGUGGUCAUGGCACUUUCACACGUUCCUGCAUUUGAACCUUGCAAUAAGCCUGCGUGGCGGCCACGCGGGUCUGUACAGCUUACAGCUGAGGAAGCUGCGCUCAGGUUCAGCUCUUCGCCCGACCCCUCAUAGCUGGUAAGUGGCUUUGCAUAUUAGAACCCAAAUAUUUCGCUCUCAGUCUAGUAUUCUCGCUCUUUGUGGCUAUGUACAUAUUGACAGAUACUCAUUUAUUCAACAAAUAAAGUUAUGUGCAAAAA
Messenger RNA from Rattus norvegicus (Norway rat), 19749 nucleotides. Lineage: Eukaryota; Metazoa; Chordata; Mammalia; Rodentia; Muridae. The record is from RefSeq and is a predicted model, not a curated record.